Phytophthora nicotianae INRA-310 is the source of this 1011-nucleotide messenger RNA. RefSeq lists its product as hypothetical. The transcript has 3 exons. The record is from RefSeq and is a predicted model, not a curated record. Gene Ontology annotation, cellular component: cytoplasm; nucleus. Bases 82 to 1011 code for a protein of 309 amino acids. Lineage: Eukaryota; Oomycota; Peronosporomycetes; Peronosporales; Peronosporaceae. Gene Ontology annotation, molecular function: protein serine/threonine phosphatase activity.
CCAUCGUCUAUCCGCUUUGCCGUGUUGGCAUUGGCAGCCAAGGAGAAGCAUUGCUUCACUAGAAUCACGUGACAGUGCGCGAUGGCAGAUCCGAGCAUCCAGGUCGUGGACGGCGUCAUCCGCAAACUGCUAAGCGUACAGGACAAACCGACCCAAACCGAAGUCACAGACAUCACCACGGACGAAGUGCUGCUGCUAUGUCGUAAAAUUCGCGCGAUUUUCUUGGAACAACCACCACUUGCCGAGGUCCCAGCACCGAUAAGCAUUUGCGGGGAUACUCACGGCCAGUACUCUGAUCUGCUGCGGUUGUUUGAGAUGGGCGGCUUCCCAGAUGAACAACGGUAUCUCUUCCUGGGGGACUACGUCGACCGUGCAAUGCAGAGUAUCGAGACGAUCUGUCUGCUUUUUGCUUACAAGAUCAAGUACCCAGAACAGCUCUAUUUACUGCGAGGAAACCACGAGUGUGCUUCAAUUAACCGUAUUUACGGAUUCUAUGACGAGUGCAAACGCCGCUACUCUGUCAAGGUCUGGCGUACGUUCGGUGACUGCUUCAACUGCAUGCCUAUCUCAGCUGUAGUAGCAGGAAAGAUUUUCUGUACGCACGGAGGACUUUCACCGGACCUGUAUACACUGGAUCAAAUCAGAAACAUCCGCCGCCCGACGGACGUACCCGAUGAAGGUUUGCUGUGUGACCUGCUAUGGGCAGACCCCGAUCCAGAUAGUCAGGGUUGGACCGAGAGUGAUCGCGGUGUAUCGUACAUUUUCGGAUCGGAUGUAGUGGACCAGUUUCUGAAGACACAUGAUCUCGACCUUGUCUGCCGAGCGCACCAGGUCGUUUCAGACGGCUACGAAUUCUUCGCUGGACGCAAACUUGUGACCAUUUUCUCUGCGCCAAACUACUGCAACGAAUUCGACAAUGCCGGAGCGAUGCUGGUCGUGGACGAUAAACUUCGUUGCACCUUCAAAGUGCUCUCGUCCGGUGAUAAGCGCAAACAAUCUAAGAGGCUCUAA